Molecule: messenger RNA, 991 nt
Organism: Diorhabda sublineata
Lineage: Eukaryota; Metazoa; Arthropoda; Insecta; Coleoptera; Chrysomelidae
Product: adenylate kinase-like
Exons: 4
Coding region: 71-991 (306 amino acids)
Biological process (GO): nucleobase-containing compound metabolic process
Cellular component (GO): mitochondrion; cytoplasm
Molecular function (GO): ATP binding; AMP kinase activity
Source: RefSeq, a predicted model, not a curated record
GGGAGUUUUGAAAUUUGUAAGCCUGGCAACACACCGCGAAUGAAGUUCUUCACCAGCAUCUACCUACGACAUGUCUGGUAUACAAAAUAAAAAUUUGCCAAUAAUUUGGAUAACGGGCCCGCCUAAUUCCGGCAAAAAAACAAUAGGACGACUUAUUCGGAAUAAAUACGAGUUUGAUUAUAUCAAUAUAACCGAUUUAUUGCGGGAAGAAAUUAAUAAAGAGUCUAGUAGAGCUGUUAUUAUCAAGAGACACAUAAAUGCACAAAAAAAGGUUCCAGAUUAUAUCGUCAUGGACCUUCUGAAAGAGUCAUUGUUGAAUUCAACAACCGACAAAGGAUUUGUGAUAAGCAAUUUUCCUAAAACGAUUAGACAAGCCGAAGCUUUUACAAGAGAAAUCGGUAAUGUUAGCUUUGUAUUUUAUCUUUACACUGGAUUUCCAUUACUAAUCGAUCGCGCCCAACGGAAGUCUCCAGUUCCAUUAGAUCAUGACGUCCUUCGAAGGAAUCUAUCGCUUCAUACCAGAGAGAUAAAAGCUUGUCUUGGAAAAUUUGCCGUGAAAAUUGAAAGUAUAAACACAAGUGGACUACCAGAAGAAACAUUUCCGAAAGUAGAAAGUGCUCUUAUUCGAAGAAUGAAUAUCACAAGACCAAUAAUAACUGAAACCGAUUAUAUUCAAACUCAAAAGAUUCAACAAAAUGAUCAACAACAAAAAUCGCCAUCAAUUGAAAGCAUAAAUCCAGAAGACAUACAAAAUCCAGACAAGUCAAGCAAGCAGGAGGAGUUGAGUAAAGAAGAGGAAUGUAAUAAAAUAAAUGAAAUUGACAGUAAAGAAGAAAUGAAAAUAGUUGAAAAUAAAAUACAGGAGUUGAAAGAAGAGUUGGUGAAUUCCAUUAUGUCUAACGAAAGUGACAUCGAUAAUAUUGUAACGAAAGAUAAUGAAUAUGAGGAAAAAGAAAUCAAAUUUACUGAACUAAAUCAAAAGAGUAUUUAG